Messenger RNA from Nicrophorus vespilloides, 1989 nucleotides. RefSeq names its product mediator of RNA polymerase II transcription subunit 17 (gene MED17). Gene Ontology annotation, molecular function: transcription coregulator activity. NCBI's taxonomy places the organism in Eukaryota, Metazoa, Arthropoda, Insecta, Coleoptera, Silphidae. Bases 11 to 1921 code for a protein of 636 amino acids. The record is from RefSeq and is a predicted model, not a curated record. Gene Ontology annotation, cellular component: mediator complex; core mediator complex. The transcript is spliced from 5 exons. Gene Ontology annotation, biological process: regulation of transcription by RNA polymerase II.
AUUAAAAAAAAUGGCAUAUUCUGUGAAUAUUUCUGUUGAGGCUCCAAUUGAAAAUCAGAUCCAGGAAAUCACCUAUGAUGGACAGGAAAUAUAUCAAUCACCUUUAACUGUAUCUGAGAGUCUGGCGAAAUAUGCCCAAAAAAUAGAUUUCAGUAAAACAGCUGACAUAGUUGAACCAAAGAAAGAACCUGGUGAUAUUCCCGAUGAUAAGUCAGAUACAGAUAGUAAAGAUUCUAUACAGUCUAGCUUAUGGCCUUGGGAUACAGUAAGAAACAAGCUGCAUAGUGCAUUGCAAGAAGUGUGUGUUCUGGCGGAUGUUUUAGCAAUAGCAAAGGAGAAGAGGUACAUGGUAUUGGAUCCUGUUCCACAGGAACCAGUAGAAACUAAAUCUAUAGUACAGAUAUAUGCUAGGAAAAAGGCGCUUGCAGGUGCUGCCAGUGUUCUCCUCACUGGAGUAGAAAGACUGAAAACAUCACAGAAUGAGGUUGUUAGGAACAAAACUGAUUUCCAUUUCGAGUUACUAAGAUUGCGACAGAAUUGGCGCUUGAAGAAGGCUUCUAAUAGCAUUAUUGGAGAUUUGAGCUAUCGCACAGCUGGAUCAAAAUUCACACAAACUGGUAUGUUUGAAGUAACAAAGGCUGAGGACGAUGAUAAAACUAAUAGUCCUCCAAAUAGUCCAUCAGCAAGUGGUUCUACUCCCAAAAAUAGUUCAGCAUUAAGAGUAACAGUACCUUCCGAAUUGCAAGGUGUAGCAUACAUUGAAGUAUUAUGUCAAAAAGAUCAGGAAGAUUUGUGUAGCGCUAACAUUAACUUGUUAGGCUCUGGUCCACCAACAUCAAAUCCAGAUGUACACUGGCAACAAAAGUUAGAAGCAGCUCAAAACGUCUUAUUCUGCAAAGAACUCUUCAAUCAACUAGCUAAAGAAGCUGUUCAGCUUCAGGCUCCAAUUCCGCAUAUGGUCGUUGGAAAUCAGAUUAUGGCAACUGUUUUACCUGGGAUCCAAUUAAUAAUUGGGCUGUGUCACUCUACAACAGGUGAUAAGAAACCACCUGUUCCUGCACCAUCAAAGAGCGAUCAUGAUCAUGUCUUGGAACAUUCUUUACAUCAAUUAUUACGAGAAGUUCAUCACAAAAAUACUCAUCAUCCAUUUCCGCAUCCUUCCACUGGUCCAUUAGGACCAUCGAAAAAACGCUAUCUUGCAGGACCAAUGGCAGCCGACCGUUACGAGUUAUUAGAGAUGACCAAGUCUGAAACGCUCUUGGAACAAAUUAUCAAGCAAGCCCAACAUUUCUUCAUGAGAAUGAGGACCGAAUAUGUGCUGGAUACAAUAGCAAAAGAAGUCAAAGACCCUUUGAUUACUUCGCACUGGAAUACAUUGAAUAGCCCAACGCAAUCAUGCGUGAAAAUAAACAUAUCUACUCAUGGAUACGACGCAGUAUUCAGAACUCCUCUUGUAAUUCACGUCGGUGAAAAGAGUUUGAAAUGCAUCUGCCGAGUGGGCAAGGUGAUGCAUAUGAGUUAUGAACCACAGGAGCUCAGAGAUUUGAUCUUCUGCCACAUCAAUCAACAUCAAAUUCUUGCCGUACAAGCGUUAGCUAAGACAAUGGGGUGGCAAUUUUUGGCAAACUCUUCUCAUUUAGGUUUGGGCAGCGUUGAGCCUUUGGGUAAUGCAAGUUCUUGCAUGUUGGCAUCGCCAAAUGGUGAUAGAUUAAUCGCUGUAAGAUGCGAGCCUCAAGCCGGAGUUCAAGUUUCGGUAGCUCAUUCUCCCAGAUCUGAUUUCUUUCCAAGCAGAUUGGUCACGGAAAGGAAAUGGGAACAUCUUGGUGGACAAUUCAGAGAUGUGCGAUUGGAGAAGAUGGAGGGAAGAAAUUUCUUACAUAAAAUGGAACUUCUGAUGGCUAGCUUAACAAGCAAUUCUUAAUUAUAUGUUUUUUUAAAUACAUUUAUUUAGUGACGUAUAUUUUUACUGUAAUAAGAGGUUCUUAUAGU